AUACUGGCUAGAGUCCGAUUAAAAAAGUUUCGAAGCUUCUCGAAGUGGCGUAGGUGUAGGUAAAGCCAAAGCCAAGAUACAUUUUUGACCAGAAAACCACUUCCUUCUUCAUCUUCUCAUCAUCGAGCAAAAGCAAUUUCGAUCUAAGAAUAGAAAUCAUGGGUUGGAUGACACGAUUCUUAGCUGCUGUAGCGUUCUUGGCUAUUGGAGUACUUUUUUCUCCAGAAACUUUCGGAUCAAAAUCAGAUGGUCAACAUUCUCCAAAGCUCGCAACUUAUCUGAAAUUGGCUCAUCUUCUAUGCUUUUCCACUGCCUUUGGUGCUGCUCUAUGGGUCACUUUCAUCGGUGGUAUCAUCAUGUUCAAGAAUUUGCCUAGGCAUCAGUUUGGGAAUCUGCAGAGUAAAAUGUUUCCUGCCUAUUUUUCCAUGGUAGGGGUGUGUUGUGCUGUGUCCGUGGGUUCUUUUGGGUACUUGCAUCCUUGGAAGACUGCCUCUGCUGCUGAGAAGUACCAACUUGGGUUUAUUCUUGCUGCAUUUGCUUUCAACCUUAGCAACCUCUUUGUCUUUACUCCUAUGACCAUUCAGAUGAUGAAGCAAAGGCAUAAGAUAGAAAGAGAGGCAAACAUCGGGGAGGAAGUUGGGUGGACUAAAAACCAGGAAGUUGCAAAGGUUAAUCCAAAGCUUUCCGCAAUGAACAAGAAAUUUGGGAUGAUUCAUGGCCUAUCUUCCCUUGCUAACAUUUUCUCCUUCGGUUGCCUCGCAAUGCAUACUUGGUACCUGGCAGGAAAAUUGGAUCUCUAAGUUUUUUAGAUAUGUCCGGUGCCAGAGAUACUAAAAUUGCUUUAUGAAUGUAUCUAUCUGCUACUUUGAACCAUUACUCUAGUGGCUUCUGUAUUGUGUUAAAUGUAGCUCGACACCAAGCAGGAAUAAAAAUAUACACGUUACCAAGUCUACAUGUGAUAGGUUCUGUUGGAACUGGAUGAUCCUAUUUGGUCAAAUACCUAGCGACAAAUUUCUAUAUUUCUAAACAAGUUCAUGGAUAACAUACCUCAAGGUUUUCGUCUUGAUGAGAUUGAUAUCCAUUGAUGAUCGUGACCAUGAUACGAAGCUGGAAUUGCUAAUUAGGAUGAAUGGCCUAAUUGUGGAUAUGAUGUUGGAGAUAGACUGGUUUUAUAUCACCAUUUAAUUUGAAUUUCAAACAUUCAUG
Molecule: messenger RNA, 1206 nt
Organism: Solanum dulcamara
Lineage: Eukaryota; Viridiplantae; Streptophyta; Magnoliopsida; Solanales; Solanaceae
Exons: 3
Coding region: 159-800 (213 amino acids)
Source: RefSeq, a predicted model, not a curated record